AACAUGUUGUAGACCCAGCACCAUGACACACCAGAUAUUUGAGAGGCUCUCACUGGGGGAGGUGGAGGCAGCGCUCCAGGACCAGGACCACAUCUCGCUUCUACCCUACCUACCCUACCUGUGUAAACUACUGCAAGUAGUACAGGGCCCCCAGCGUACCACUAUUAUCCACGUUCUCCACAAGAGUAGUCUGGCUCCAACCCUACAUCAGCUCAUCAACAACGACUUUACAGCAGUGUUAUCUGAUGCUGUCAAGGAGCAGCAGCUGCGGAGGAAGACGGGGACACGGCGGGAGGACUCCAUGUUGAUGCCGGAUGGAGGCAGCACUGUGGAUAGUGUGUUCGCGGGGAAUGAUGUUGGUGAUAAAGUGAGGGUUAUAGCUGCGGAGCUGAUAUAUUUACAGUCCCAGUACAGUCAGGGAGGGGUGGGGAGUGAGGCGGGAGUGAGGCGGUGGGAGGAGCGGGGAGUGAGGCGGUGUUACAGAAUGCCUGAAGUGUUUGAUAUGAAGGAGUUACUGAUGUUACUAGUGCACUUAACUAACGAUACUACACACUACAUUAAUAGUCUGGUAGUCAACAACCCUGAGAGAUACGUUGAAGUGCUGCUUUGUUUUAUUGAUCUGUUCGUCCAGUCUAAAGGUGCUCUCGAGCAGAAAGUUCUCGGCUACCUGCGGAGUAUCGCCUCCCUAGUGUCAGACUCGCGCCAGUACGUUACACUGGACACUAUCUCCAACAUAAGGAAGCGAAUAGUAAUACAGGCUCUACUGACACCCGAGGAGGGGAAGUGCUCACAUGACAGGAUGAUAUUAUCUCUUUUCUCUGAGAGGGACACUUCUCUUGUUGUUGAUUUUAUUAAAAACGAGAGUAAAGUGUUUGAUAAGUUAGUGAGGUUUUCCGACUUCAGAGAGCGGAUGAUAACGAUGAUAUCAGAUUCGUUCUACUGCUCGUUCCUAGACGAGACGAUACAAGAAGACAUGACUAAAGCGUGCCAGGAGACAGUGAGCACUGUGAAGACUACUCUCACUGAAACACAAGUUAUCAGAGCAAACCACCUUCUCAUUCUCUACCUCAACAUCGUUAAUACUUGCAGAUUGUCCCUGCAACCACGUGAGAGCAGGGAGCUGGUGAGUCUAAUGUUACACAAGCCACCUUCUGGAGAGGAAGGGGACCUCUUUAUCAAACUAUCCUUAUCUCUCUACAUGUCCUGCACCUCGCUCAACUCUAACAUCGAGACUACUCCUACGAAGGAGGAAGGAAAGGAGAGCUCAUACUCCUUGACAGGGAUGCAUCUUUACAGCGGAACUUAUGAGAUGAUAGGACCAGUACUGUCCCAGACUACUGGUCUCAAAGUCAAUGUGUCUGCAGGUCACGCAGCUACCAUCCAGACACUAUGGUCCCAGAUACAAAGUGAAGAACAGAUAGUAUCUGCUCUCACCAACGUGCCCGUCACACCGGGUCUAUCUGGACUGGUUACUGGCUACUUGCCAGUACACUGUAUCUCUCAGCUGAUUAACUCGCGCGCACCCGCGUGUCCCCCCAACUUGUUUACCUGGUUACCCCAGCAGCUGCGCCAGACACAGGAACCAGUACCUGCUGUGUUGUGCGAGCUUAUCAGUGGGAGUGUUAACUUCCUCAUGUCUAACAAGGGUCGCUCAAUGUCCGGAAUCUCUGAAACAGAGCUAUCCUCACUCCUCUCUCCCUCGAACAACAUGUCCUGUCGUGUCCUCGCGUUCUACUACCUCCUACUCUACCGUAAGGGUCUGUCUGACUUGAAGGUGAAAGUGGAGACCCAGCGCAGCACUGCACCACCUCCCCACGAGUAUUCUGUGUCUUUAUUUGGGGACGAUUCUGCUAAAACACUGCUCUUACACACCCGCAACAAUAUCCAACUUUACUCUGCCGUCUACCCUACCUUCCUUAAACUCCUCGUGUCUCAGUUCCCAUUCUUGUGUGAUCCCAAGGAAUUGCUUGCGGAGGACGAAGCCAAAGCUCACGUUUCUAAGCUUGAUAAAAACUCUGAUGCGUUCGACGUGAAGGAGUACCUACAUCAGAUCCUAGAGUCACUGGAUAGGGGUGACGAGAGCAGGAGUUAUUACAUGAUCAGGAACAUGCUGAAGAGACACCACGAGUUUAUACCCAGCGAAAUAGUUGCACGGUGUGUACCCCAUGUUGUGAAGCAUGGCUUUAGAGUUCAGGGCAGUUUCAUCCUCCUGUGGGAGAAGAGCGCUGCUCUCAAUCCCCAACAAACUUGGUUAAACACCGCUAAAACUCUCAUUAACCCCAAACUUACUGAAGAUGAUGUGUGGGCAAACCCCCUUCAGCUGUUCCAGAUACCUGAGAAAAUCACCAGAAGUCCUGUGGGUGUAAAGAUAUUGCUGCACAUUUUGAAAGGUUACUUGUCCCUGUCCAGAGCAAGACUUGCUGAGUCUGAUCCUCCGCAAGCAAACAAGACUGAUCCCCAGCAGGCUACCAAGUCUAAAGAGCACGAGGACAACAAGGCUUUGUAUAUCACCCUACAGAACUCUGCCAUUGUGCAGCUUCUGCUGGAUCUCACCAGUGGUUCUGACACACGAGCCUCUGGUUCCACUGCUAUAGAAUCAAACCAUGCUUACGAAAACAGCGCACUUGUUUACAACUUCCUGCACGAUUUCUUCAUCAACAAUGACGGUUUAAGCAAGCUGGUUUGUUGGCAGACUUUCAAGUUAUCCCAGAUAGAGGGAGUGGUGAACGGAGUACCAUCCCUCCACGUAGCCUGCAAGUUCAGCACCAACAUGCUGCAACAAGCCUCCCUCCAGAAGCAGCUGUUUGCAGUGUGUUUAUUGUCCCACCUAGCUGUCCAGUACCCGAUACAGCAGACCCUCCAAGCUUGCAAUGAGAUGCUACAGUGGGCCAUCUCUCAGACCAGCCAACUUUCAACUUUGUGGACGUUGUUGUCGUUGGAAAGUCUGGUGAGGAUCUCCAAAGCUUUUCCUCCGCUGGUGGACCCUAUCACUCGGCUGUUGGUUAAUCAGAAGAAGAUGCUUUCGAAAUACAGCGCUGGGUCUAUCAAACAGAAACUAAAAGUUUAUUCAAGUGAUGGGUCGUCUGUUGGUAACCCUGGUAACCCGCAACAGAUGAUUGAUGCAGCCUUUCAGAAAAUUACUACUGAUAUUCUUGUUAGAAUGAAGGGGUCUUGAAAUUCAUAAUGAUUGUUGAAUAUUGUUUGAAACCAAGGAAUUUUGACAACAAGAAACUUUCUCAUUUACUAAUUGUUUACUAUUAUCAAUU
This is a messenger RNA of Bolinopsis microptera, 3266 nucleotides long. RefSeq names its product integrator complex subunit 2-like. The record is from RefSeq and is a predicted model, not a curated record. The transcript is spliced from 9 exons. The coding region runs from base 23 to 3175 and encodes 1050 amino acids. NCBI's taxonomy places the organism in Eukaryota, Metazoa, Ctenophora, Tentaculata, Lobata, Bolinopsidae. Gene Ontology annotation, cellular component: integrator complex. Gene Ontology annotation, biological process: snRNA 3'-end processing.